Molecule: messenger RNA, 1280 nt
Organism: Mercurialis annua (annual mercury)
Lineage: Eukaryota; Viridiplantae; Streptophyta; Magnoliopsida; Malpighiales; Euphorbiaceae
Product: GDSL esterase/lipase At5g08460
Exons: 5
Coding region: 11-1204 (397 amino acids)
Molecular function (GO): hydrolase activity, acting on ester bonds
Source: RefSeq, a predicted model, not a curated record
UAGCAUAUAAAUGUCCAUAACACACACUGCAAUGAUGCAUAUGAAGAGAAAUCAGAUGGCUAUUAAUUUGCAGACUAUGAUCAUAAAAAAUAUUAUUACUAUUGUGAUGAUGAUGGUGAAUCACGGUUCAUAUAUUGGAGGAGUAAUGGGAUUCCCAUCACAGAGAAUAUUAUUUCCAGCAAUGUUUGUGUUCGGAGACUCCUUAGUUGACAAUGGCAACAAUAACUACCUCAUCAACUCCUUAGCCAAAUCUAAUUAUUAUCCUUAUGGCAUCGACUUUGGAGGUCCAACCGGUCGAUUUUCCAAUGGCAAAACCACCAUCGACUUUCUCGGUGAUUUGAUAGGACUGCCUCCUCUUCCACCUUUCGCAAGUACUUUGUCGACAACAGGAGCAAACAUUCUCAAGGGAGUGAAUUAUGCUUCAGCUGCCGCAGGAAUUCUAGACGAGACUGGAAAAACUCUAGGAGAUCGAUAUACGCUGAGGCAGCAAGUGAAGAAUUUCGAAACGAGUGUAAAGCGAAUAAAGAGUGAAAUACUGAAGGAUGAGGCGAAAGUAAGAGAGUAUUUGGGGAAGUCAUUGGUAGUGAUGAACCUCGGAAACAAUGACUACCUUAAUAAUUAUCUCAUGCCCUCUUUCUACACUUCCAGUUUCACUUACAACCCUCAAGAUUUUGCUCAUCUUCUCAUUACAACUUACAAGAAGCAAAUAUUGGUGCUACAUAAUAUAGGAGUUAGGAAAUUCUUUUUGGCAGGUAUUGGGCCGCUGGGAUGCAUUCCAAGCCAAUUAGCGACGGGUCUAGGUCCUCCAGGGGAAUGUUUAUCCUUUGUUAAUGAGUUGGUUCAAAUAUUCAAUUCCCAACUCAACUCUCUGGUGGAUGAACUCAAUAAUAUUAAUAAUAAGAGUAACACUCAAGGCUCAACUUUUGUCUACGGCAAUACUUUUGAGGCUUUCAACCAUGUACUUGCCAACCCUACUUCUUAUGGAUUUGAAGUAACAGACAGAGGGUGUUGCGGGAUCGGAAGGAACGAAGGGCAAAUAACAUGUCUUCCGAUGGCAAUUCCGUGCAUGAAUAGAGAUGAAUACAUCUUCUGGGAUGCUUAUCAUCCCACCCAAGCUUUUAAUCUCAUCAUGGCUCAAGCUGCCUUUUCAGGCCCUCCUUUCCAUUCUUAUCCUAUUAACAUUUACCAACUCUCUCUUCUUUAAUUUACUGCCUUUUUUUUUAUAUCUACCUGCAACUAUUCUUACUCUAUCAUUCAUCAACGGUGUAACCAUUGUAUUU